Molecule: messenger RNA, 3627 nt
Organism: Lactuca virosa
Lineage: Eukaryota; Viridiplantae; Streptophyta; Magnoliopsida; Asterales; Asteraceae
Source: the annotation of a GenBank genome assembly
GUGCGAUGGUAUUUUCUUUCAAUAAUGUGGGCAAAAAUCAACUUCUUUGAAACAGCUCUGACUAGAGACGAAGUCUAUCCUGUAAAGGUCACACCCUGGUUUUCCGAGAAGAGCAACAAACUGAGAUCCAUAUCUUCUUCUUUGUUCGUGCCUGCUAGAUAUUGUUAAAUCACCCAACUUUUUUAAUUCAAUCUAGCUGAAUUCGCAGCAGUUCAAACUUCAAAUCGAGAUACUAAGUUCCCAAAAUGAGCGACAGUGAUGAUGACGACCUGUUACAGAUGGCUUUGAAAGAGCAAUCUCAGAGAGAUGUCAACUACUCAAGACCAUCUCAGUCUCGAUCCUCAAAACCUGUAGUCAAUUUUGUUCAACCGCCGUCAAAUCACAGGUCUGCUAAAAACCCUAAUCCAGUGACCACCACAAAACCACAACAUCGUCGGAACGCUACAGAGGACGAUGAUGAAUCGGAAGUGGAGAUGCUUAGUAUUUCUUCAGGCGAUGAAGAUUCGGUUGCUGAUCAGAAGGCCGGGUCGAGGAAUCGGGCCAAGGGUGCAGGUAGAGGUGGUGUGAAGGAUGAUGAUAAACUUUGGGUUGGGGAAGAACCCGAUGCUUGGAAGCGAGUAGAUGAAGCAGAGCUUGGCAGAAGGGUCCGUGACAUGAGGGAGACAAGAACACCACCUCCAACAACAACUCAAAAGUUUGAGAAAAAACCAUCAGUUGCUAUAAAAGGCCUCAAUAAUUUACACUCUUUCUCCCGUGGCAUGGAAUUUGUAGAUCCUCUUGGACUUGGGGUUAUAGACAACAGAACAUUGAGGUUGGUUAAUGAAUAUACAGCAAGUUCUCCAUCCAAGUCUGACAAAGUAGAUGCUGAUGUUCGAGAUAAAUUGAUGUAUUACUCUGAAAGUUUUGAUCCAAAAUUAUUCCUAUGUCGGGUCCACCAAGAUACAGCUGCAGCAGACUUGGAGGCUGGUGCUUUGGCAUUGAAAACUGAUCUUAAAGGAAGAACUCAACAAAGAAAACAAUUGGUCAAAGAAAAUUUCGAUUGCUUUGUCUCUUGCAAAACAACAAUUGAUGAUAUUGAGUCAAAAUUGAGAAGAAUAGAAGAAGAUCCGGAAGGUUGUGGAACAUCUCAUUUAUAUGGUUCUAUUCAAGGAGUCACUUCAGUGGCUAAUCGUGCUUUUGCACCCCUACUUGAAAGACAGGCUCAAGCAGAAAAGAUUAGGUCAGUUCAAGGGAUGCUUCAGAGAUUUCGCACUUUAUUUAAUUUACCAAGUGCAAUACGUGGUAAUAUUAAUAAAGGAGAUUAUGACCUGGCAGUCAGAGAAUACAGAAAAGCAAAGUCAAUUGUUCUCCCUUCUCAUGUUGGAAUAUUGAAACGUGUUCUUGAGGAAGUUGAAAAAGUGAUGAACGAGUUCAAAAGCAUGCUUUAUCGGUCUAUGGAAAAUCCACAGAUUGAUCUAACAAAUCUUGAAAAUGUUGUGAGGCUUCUAUUGGAGCUGGAACCUGAGUCAGAUCCUGUACGCCAUUAUCUGAAUGUACAGAAUCAUAGGAUCCGAGGUUUGCUUGAAAAGUGCACAUAUGAUCAUGAAACAAGGAUAGAGAAUUUACAAAAUGAGCUACGGGAGAAAGCACUGUCUGAUGAAAAAUGGAGGAAAAUCCAGAUUGAAUUAAAUGAAACUGGUGAUGUUGAUUGUGUGAAUGAUUUAAAUUCACAACAAAGAGAUUCAGGUGCUGAAGAACUUGAUGCUCUUAGAGGAAGGUACAUAAGAAGAUUAACUGCUGUAAUUAUUCAUCAUAUUCCAGCCUUCUGGAAAGUUGCCAUUUCUGUUUCAAAUGGGAAAUUUGCAAAGUCUUCCAAAGUCAAUAAAACUGAGGAAAAGACGGGAGAUGAAAAAUAUUCAAGUCAUUCUCUUGAUGAAGUGUCUGGAAUGAUACAGAAUACCUUAUCUGCAUAUGAAUCCAAGGUUCACAACACGUUUCUUGAUCUUGAAGAGUCGAAUAUUCUUCGCCCGUUUAUGAGUGAUGCAAUAAUAGAUAUAUCUAAAGCCUGUGAAGCCUUUGAAGCAAAAGAAGCAGCACCAUCUGUUGCAGUUGGAGCUCUGAGGACACUUGAGUAUGAGAUUACAAAAACUUACAUACAGAGGCUUAGUUCAUGGAUGAGGGCUUCAACUGAAGAAAUAUCAAAAAAUGAAUCAUGGAUUCCAGUUUCUGUUCUUGAGAGAAAUAAAUCUUUAUACACAAUUUCUCACUUGCCUUUAGCAUUCCGUUCAGUUAUGGUCACAGCAAUGGAUCAGAUAGAUAUGAUGAUGCAGUCUUUAGGGAGCGAAGCAAGAAAGUCAGAAGAUGCUUUUAUCCUGUUUCAAGAAACUCAAGAAUCCGUUAGGCUUUCGUUCUUAAACUGUUUGCUUGAUUUUGCUGGUUACUUGGAGCAAAUUGGAAGCGAGAUUGGUCAAAAUAUAUUAAAUAAAGAAAAUUCAUCUUUUCAAAAUGGGUAUCCUGUUGAUGAUCUGGAAGAAAGUUCAUCUGAUCCUCUUCCUGGAAGUAUUACACAUCCACAUCAAAAGCUGCUGAUGGUGUUGAGUAACCUAGGAUUUUGCAAAGAUGAUCUUUCUCGUGAAAUGCAUGAUAAAUACAAACACAUCUGGAUGCAAUCCAGGGAGAAAGAUGAUGAGGACAAUGAUGUGGGAGAUUUGGUUAGGUCUUUCUCUGGGCUGGAAGAAAAAGUUCUUUCACAGUAUACAAUUGCAAAGGCAAAUCAUGUUAGAACAGCUGCUGUCAACUAUUUGUUGGAUGCUGGAGUACACUGGGGUGGAGCACCUGCAGUGAAAGGUGUAAGGGAUGCUUCUGUUGAGUUACUCCACACUCUUGUAGCUGUACAUGCAGAGGUUUCUGCUGGUUGUAAGCCUUUGCUUGACAAGAUACUUAGGAUUCUGAUUGAAGGCUUAAUUGACACAUUACUUAGCCUUUUUCAUGAACAUAAAGACACGGAUGUAAGAACAUUGGAUGCAAAUGGGUUCUGCCAGCUUAUGCUUGAGCUUGAAUACUUUGAGACGAUAUUAAACCAGUAUUUGAGUCCGGAUGCAAGUGAAUCUCUGAAAUCACUACAAGGGGUAUUAUUGGAAAAAGCCACCGAAAGUUCCUCCGAACCCAAUGAUACUCCAAAGCAUCGUCGCCGUGUAACACGUGGAAGUGAUGAUAUGAUUGCAGAUGAUAGACAAGGGACCGUGUCUCCAGAUGAGCUAAUCGCACUUGCCCAACAAUGUAGCAGUGAGCUACUGCAAUUAGAGCUAAAAAGGACUGAGAUCAACACAGCAUGUUUUGGUGAGUCGCUUCCAUUGGAAUCUGGUCCGGUUGUAGUGCCCAAACCAGGUUAUGGUUCGUUUAGAGGCCCAGUAGACUCUUCUCCAAGCAGGGUUUACGGGUCUCCUAGUUUUUCAAGACAAAAAAGGAGAUGAGGUUUGGAUUUUUUUUAUAAUAUAUAUACAUCGAAAACAUGAUUGUAUGUUUGUGUAGAUGUUAGAAUAAUUAGCAUAUUCUUUAAACUUUGUGUUGCUUUGUAAUUUUUAAUCGGUUUGAGGUAUUUCUGUUGUACAUACCAAAUUAUAUAUUAUGUUGUUUUUGAUAUUAUUU